This is a messenger RNA of Alternaria atra, 1500 nucleotides long. RefSeq lists its product as uncharacterized. Gene Ontology annotation, molecular function: FAD binding; oxidoreductase activity. The transcript has 3 exons. The coding region runs from base 1 to 1500 and encodes 499 amino acids. Lineage: Eukaryota; Fungi; Ascomycota; Dothideomycetes; Pleosporales; Pleosporaceae. The record is from RefSeq and is a predicted model, not a curated record.
AUGCUUUUUCCUACUGUCGCAGCUUGGCUGUUAUGUGCUGUUCAUGGCACAUUUGCGUGCGAACCUGACAAUCUGGAGCUCGUAGUGUCGGCAUUGAAGCCGCAACUAUCCAAAGAUGCCACCAUCACCUUUCCAUGGGACGCUCGUUGGAACGAUCUCCAAGUCCGUGGCUCUUCCCCACGCAUAUCUCCUGACUACAACGUGGUGGUCGAGGUAGCGACAGAGUCAGACGUGCAAACCACAAUCGCAUCGGCCAAUCAUUUCAAUAUCCCGUUCUUAGUCGUUACAGGGGGCCAUGGUUGGACCAAAACGCUUAACGAACUGACGUAUGGUAUUCAGAUCAACAUGCGGAAGCUAAACACUACGACACUCAAUCAAAAUGGCAAGACUGCGAUGGUCGGAGGCGGAACAUUGCAACAUGAGAUCACUCGCUCUUUGUUCGCCUUGGGCAAGUAUGCAGUUACCGGGCUUUCCGAAUGUGUGUCGGUAGCAGGGCCACUGUUAGGCGGCGGUCACAGUCUACUUCAGAACCAAUAUGGCUAUUCUCUAGAUGGUCUUGUUUCCGCGCGCGUGGUUCUUGCCAGCGGCAAAGUUGUAGAAGCCUCUCGGACGAAGAAUGCCGACCUGUUUUGGGCCUUGCAAGGAGCAGGCCAUAAUUUUGGCAUUCUGACGAGCCUUGAAGUAAAGACCUACGAUAUCCCUUCCAACUGGACCGUCUACUCACUCGUCUUCGCGACCGACAAAGUUGAGGCGCUGUUCAGUUUGAUCAACGAACUCGAAGAACCGGCUACGAAACGUCCUACUAAGCUAGCGCUCACAGGAGUGUUCGUGAGGAUACCUGCUGUCGAUCCUAUCAACCCUGUCGUAGCAUAUACUAUCGCAUACGAGGGCACGGAAGCGGAGGCUGAACCAUACGCCGCACGUUUCAAAGCGCUCGGUCCGGUCUCAACUACCGUCUCGACAAACGUCAACUAUGUAGAACUUUAUACGGUGACUGGAAAUAACCUCAAAAGUCAACCUUGUACGCGGAACGAGAAUAUCGCAGGAGCAGGCGUUUCACUGCCUGCUUGGGAUCUUGAAGGUGUUCGCAAAGCGUUUACGAUAUUCGGUAACAUCACAGCCGAUCCCCGCUUCAAUACUUCCAUCACCUUAAUGGAGAAUUACGGAAUGCAAGGUGUACGGGCUAUUGAAACAGCUUCCACUGCAAUGCCACCCGAGGAACGCGAUUAUCCGAUUCUCGCAUCUCCGGUGCUGUGGUGGGCUGGCGAUGACGCGCAGGCGACUAGAGAUGCAUAUGUAUAUACGCGUGCGAUGCGAGAUGCGCUGUAUACGGGCCUCUAUAAGAGCAACAAGAAGCGACACUGCUAUGUGAAUUAUGCUAACGGAGAAGAGAGCAAGCCGGAGAUGUAUGGAUACGAUGCCAGGCUUACGAAGUUAGCUAAGCUGAAGAGUGAAUGGGAUCCGAAGAACAGGUUCGGGUUUUAUAACCCGAUAGUGUAG